Leptopilina heterotoma is the source of this 1632-nucleotide messenger RNA. RefSeq lists its product as uncharacterized. NCBI's taxonomy places the organism in Eukaryota, Metazoa, Arthropoda, Insecta, Hymenoptera, Figitidae. Gene Ontology annotation, biological process: DNA integration. Gene Ontology annotation, molecular function: nucleic acid binding. The transcript has a single exon. The record is from RefSeq and is a predicted model, not a curated record. Bases 1 to 1632 code for a protein of 543 amino acids.
AUGCCUGUCCACGAGAUUACAUUUUGGACUGACUCCUCUAUCGCGCUUUCGUGGAUUAAUACAUCCCCGCAUCAGCUCAAAACCUUUGUCGCCAAUCGAGUUUCCGAUAUUCAAAAGAAAACGAACGGUCACAAUUGGAAACACGUCAAAUCAUCAGACAAUCCAGCUGAUAGUUUGUCACGUGGUCAAAAACCCGCAGAAUUUAUAAUGAAUAAAAUUUGUAAAGAAGGUCCUCACUGGCUAAAACAAACGGAAAACACUUGGCCAGUAUCCGCGUUUGAAAUAAUAAAAGAUUCAUCUGCAAUAAAAAAGACCGUUCUUUCGUCAAUCGCGUUAGACACUGAAAUUUUAAAAAAAUUCUCAUCUUACUCGAAUAUGAAAAGAAUUAUUGCGUAUUGUUUGCGGUUUAAAGUCACUAAUCAUUACAAAGGUCCAUUGCUCGUCACUGAAUUAAAAAACGCCGAAAAAACUAUAUUAAAAUUAAUGCAAAGAGAAGCGUUUAACGAUGAGAUCAACAGUCUCAAACAACAAAAAGAAAUCAACAAAAAGAGUAAAAUUCUAGCUUUAAACCCUUUUCUCGAUCAAGAAGGAAUAUUACGUGUAGGAGGGCGUCUGAAAAAUGCCAUAAUACCGUUUUCCGAGCAACAUCCUAUUUUGCUCCCAAAAUCGCAUCAUAUUACUAAUAUAAUCAUUUGCGAAGAACACCUUCGUAGUUUGCAUGCAGGCAUAUUAACAACCUUGUAUGCCUUGCGUCAACGGUUUUGGAUUCUUGAUGGUCGCAAUCAAGUGCGGAAAAUUGUACGACAAUGCAUACAAUGCUUUAGACUCAAUCCUACCAACACAGAAUACAUUAUGGGUGAUCUUCCCAAAAUCAGAAUCAAUCAAUCCCGUCCUUUCUCUCAUGUAGGAAUAGAUUAUUGUGGUCCCUUCUACAUAAAAGAAAAAAAAUAUCGUAAUCGAACGCAAAUUAAAAUAUACGCAGCAGUUUUUAUAUGUCUUGUGGUAAAAGCUGUGCAUUUAGAGGUUGUCAGUGACAUGAGCACUGAAACCUUCCUGGGUGCAUUAAGAAGAUUCAUAGGGCGUCGCGGAAAACCUAUUAUUAUUAGUUCAGACAAUGGGUCGAAUUUUAUAGGGGCUAACAAUGAGUUAAAAGAUCUCGGUAAUCUUCUUCAUUCUAAGGAAUUCAAUGAAAAAACAACCUUGUUUCUCACUAAUCAAGGAAUCAAAUGGAAAUUUAUACCCCCAUUAUCUCCUCACUUCGGGGGAAUUUGGGAAUCAAUGGUUAAAAGUUUUAAACAUCAUUUAAAACGGGUCGUAAAAAAUGUUUUGUUCACAUUUGAAGAAAUAAAUACGUUCAUUAUCGAAAUUGAAGCGGUAUUGAAUUCUCGCCCGCUUACUCCGAUCUCACACGAUCCCAAUGACCUUAUCGUCCUUACCCCUGGUCACUUCCUAAUUGGCGAUUCGCUAACAAGCUUACCCGAAUUAGAUUUUACACUUACACCAACACCACGAUUAACGAGAUGGCAACACCUUCAAAAGAUGCGUCAAGACUUUUGGAGUAGAUGGCACAAAGAGUAUUUAAACGGACUCAACAUACGUCACAAAUGGAAAGGUGGCAACCAUCACAUUUAA